UCAUGCCUCCUCUCAUGGCUCUUCUCAGCUUCCAUCACAUGGUCCUUCUCGUCAUACAUCAGGCCAUUCCAGUCCAACCUGCAGGAGAGGGUCCACCCUUAUAGAAAAUGGUGACAAGAGAUUCAAGAACAGGUUGGACUCUGAAAAACUGUACAGGAAUCUGGAGUGUAUCUCCCGCAGAGGCUCCUCAGCCAUGCAGCAAAACUCAUAUGAAAGAUAUCAAGCCUCACCACGAACCAGAACAGCUCUUAACAGCUCCAUCAACACUCGAACACGCAACAGUCGCGAAGUAUCACCAUCCAGGAAUGGCUUCAGUACUCAUAGCCAUACAUCAAAAAGGGAGGUCUACUCCAGAGAUGGUAGACUGAGUACUUCUCAAGGCUCUUCGCAGGGGUCCUCACACUCUUUACUCAGCCUCCCACCCUCACGUGGUUCCUCUUCGUCGAGACAGGGUGCGGACUCCCUGGUCCUUGGUGCAUCACUGUCACAUGUUGCAAACACAGAAACUGAUAAGUGCAAUGAGGGCAGUGACAGAGUCAAUGGUGACAGAAGCGGAAGCAAUAUUAGACGAGGCAUGGAGGCCCUGCUGAUCUCUGAAUCCAAAAAGGCCGCAGUAGAAGUUGAGGAGGUUGGGAUGACCAUUGAUGACUACAUAAUGCUGGCUGACAUUCCAAAGAUCCAGCUUGAGUCAGAAGAAGAGUAUCCAGGUCUGAGGAGAAGGAACCAGAGUCCCAGCCCAUGCAGGAACCAGAGACUUAGGUCAUACAGAUAUCAAGAUGAAAAAGAUGUCUACAGUUCAAGGCUUGACUCAGAUGAGAGAGGGAGAGGCAGAGAGAGAGGGCGAGACAGACGAGAGAAAUGUCAGGACUCUGGGAAUGGAAGGUCGUCUCGGAGUCUGUCAGUAGCAUCUCUUUAUGCAGAGUCUUCAGACAAUAAAUGUGGGAAACACAGAUCUUCAAGGGUGAAGGAGCGAGCUCCUGAAUGCCCGCUGACGCAGGGAUGGCUGUCCAGAUUAGAUGAACAUGGCCAGUGGAGGAAACAUUGGUUUAUUCUGGGUGACACUUCGCUAAAGUACUAUAGAGACUCAGAGGCUGAGGAGUCAGAUGAUCUGGACGGAGAGAUUGACCUGGCAUCCUGUUUGAGUGUUUCAGAGUAUGACAUAGAGAAGAGCUAUGGACUCCAAAUACAAACAAAAAAAGCAGUGUUCACUCUCUCUGCUAUGACGUCCAGAAUUCAGCGGAACUGGGUGAAGUUGCUAAAGCAGGCCAUCGAGGACAACACACAGAGAACCCCAACAUGCAGACAGAGUCUUGGGGCAAACAAAAAGUCCACUCUGGCCCCUGCUUCUCACCCGGAGCAACUCCAGAAAAGAAGAGGGUCCAACGUCUCUCAAGGACUUGGGUUCCAGAGCCGAUGCUAUGUGUCAAGCCAAUCAGAAACCGGCAACAAGAAAGAGAACCCCUGUUCUCACGGGCCGUUGUCAUGCCAACCCCCUGCUCCGUUCACCUGCAAGGACUCGGGCUAUGAACCUGCCACUUCCAACUCCACCACCAAGGCUGCAAACUCCCACCACGCUGGCCACCACCACCAAACAGUAGACGGAGACCAACCAGCCAGUCAGAGAGAAGAGGGCAAGAGCUUGGAUCGCAAGCAAGCGAAGCGACUGGAGGAGAGGAACAAGUGGUUUGAGGAAGGGGUCUCCUACAGUGAGAUGGGAAGCAGGUGGGACUCCAUGGAGCUGAAGAAGGGGAGUGUUCCUUUGCCUGUUAUUGAAACCAUGGACACUGAGGUCAGCAGGAAGUGGGCCGAAUUUGAGUCGCUGUCAUUUAGGGACACAAGUUCACAGUUUCUUAUUGGAGCCCAAGCUAAUCAGUCAUGCACCCCCGAAGUGUUAGACUCCUUAACUGGCAACCAGAAUUAUCACUCAGACAAUGAAGAGACUGAACAGUCUGCCACCAGUCCCGUAAAUGGUGUCCAAAUCAUUCAAACUAAUACAGCUGAAGCUCUCCAAAAGGAGGCCGCAUCUCUUCGAAAGCAGGUGGAGAGCAUUAAGAGGGAACGGGCAGCCAUGGGAAUAGAGGUGGAGAGUCCCUGUGGCCCCGGAGCCCCAUGUAGAGUCAAAUUGGAAGCCAUGGAAGUAGCCCAUAGGAAAGCACUGCAGGAGCUGCAGGAGAAACAUACCAGGGAGAUGAAGGAGUUGGAAGAACAGAAACAUAGGAUAGUGCAGGAGAAGAGCCAGAUAGCAGCUCAAGAUAUGGAAGCACUGAGAGCCACUCACAGAGAAACGUUGGACAGAGAGAUGGAAAAAGCCAUGAGGCUGUCUGGUGGAGCAGCACUUAUGGACUCUUCACACAGAGAGUGCAUGCCCCGAGCAGACGUCUUACGCAGUGAGUUGGAUGUGCUGACAGAACGUUUCUCUGAGAAGUGCCUGGAGCUGAGCCGCACUGAGCAACACAGCAAGGGCAGAGAGACUGAGCUGACCUGCAAGGAGAGAGAGCUGGAGCAGCUCCGGAAAGAAAACCAGGAUCUUAAGGCCAAACUGGCAGAGGAGAUCAGCCGAAUGCGUAGUUUCAUUACUGGUCACAGGAGGGUGGAUGUAGUAUCCCUUUGCAACACGGAGUGUACUGCAUCAAAAUUAGAGACGCUGCUAAGAGCAAAAGAAAAUGAGGUGCAGUAUCUUAAAAAGGAAAUUAGUUGUCUACAGAAUGAAGUGCAAUCUCUUACCAAGGAGAAAGAAGCAGCUUAUGAGCGUUUUAAGGAGGCCUAUGUGGAGCUGAGUGACAUGAGGGGUCGUAGCCAGUUAGAGGUGGGCUCCCUCAACGAACACUUGAGACUGGCCAACGCUGCACUUCAGGAGGGGAAAAAGACACAUCUGACCAAUGAGGACAACCUUUAAAAAUGUAUCUUGGAAAACAAAGACAGCAAAAAAUGUUAGAGAUUUACAAAAUACAACACCAUUACAAAAGGAAUAAUACAGUGGUGUGAUGCAUCAUUUAAUGCAUCACAUGGUUCAGAUCAAACUAAUUUCAAACAUUAGUCAAAUAUAACACAAGUAAACACAAAAUGCAGUUUUUAAAGGAAAGUUGUUGUUUUUUUAUUAUUAAGGGAAAACAAAAUCCAAACCUACAUGGCCCUGUGUGAAAAGGUGAUUGCCCCCUAAACCUCGUAACUGGUCCAGGGUUGGACCACCCUUAGCAACAACUGGAAUCAAGCAUUAACUUGCGAUAACUUGCAAUGAGUCUUUUACAGUGUUAUGGAGGAAUUUUGGCCCACUCAUCUUUGCAGAAUUAUUGUAAUUCAGCCACAUUGCAGGGUUUUCAGCAUGAACUGCUUUUUUAAGGUCAUGCCACAGUAUCUCAAUAGGAUCCAGGUCAGGAUUUUGACUAGGCCACUCCAAAGUCUUCAUUUUGUUUUUCCUUCAGCCAUUCAGAGGUAGACUGCUUGGAUGUUUUGGAUCAUUGUCCUGCUGUAGAACCCAAGUUCACUUGGCCGGACAUUCUCCUUCAGGAUUUCUUGUUAGACCAUAGAAUUCACGGUUCCAUUUAUCACAGUAAGUCUUUCAGGUCCUGAAGCAGCAAAACCGUCCCAGAACACCACACUACCACCACCAGAUUUUACUGUUGGGAUGAUGUUCUUUUUCUGAAAUGCUGUGUUACGUUUACGCCAGAUGUAAUGGGACACACACCUUCCACAAAAUUCAACUUCUGUCUCGUCAGUCCAGAGUAUUUUCCCACAACUCUUAAAGAUCAUGAAGAUGUUGUCUGGCAAAACUGAGACAAGCCUUUACGUUCUUUUUGCUCAGCAGUAGUUAUCGUCUUGGAUCUCUUCCAAUGAGACCAUUUGUGCCCAGUCUCUUUCUAAUGGUAAGUCAUGAAAACUGACCUUAACUGAGCCAAGUGAGGCCUGCAGUUCUUUUGAUGUUGUUUUAUUUUUUUGUUGUUGUUGUUUUUUUGUGACCUCUUGGAUGAGUCAUUGCUACGCUCUUGGGGUAAUUUUGGUCGGCCGGCCACUCCUGGGAAGGUUCACCACCUUUCAUAUUUUCACCAAUUGUUGAUAAUGGUUCUCACUUUAGUUGUCUAGAGUGUAAAAGACUUAGAAAUGCUUUAUAACCAAACUGAUAGAUCUCGAUUACUUGCUUUCUCAAUUGUUCUUGAAUUUCUUCAGAUCAUGAUAUCUAGCUUUUGAAGAUCUUUUGGUCCACUUCACUUCGUCAGGCAGGUCCUAUUUAAAUGAUUUCUUGGUUGACAACAGGUGUGGCUAGAGAAAUUGAACUCAGAUGUGAUAAACCACAGUUAAGUUUUGUUUUAACAGAAGGGGCAAACACUUUUUCCACACAGGGCCAUGUAAGUUUGGAUUUUUCCCCCUUAAUAAUAAAACCCUUAAU
This is a messenger RNA of Mugil cephalus (flathead mullet), 4384 nucleotides long. Its product is annotated as TRIO and F-actin-binding protein-like. NCBI's taxonomy places the organism in Eukaryota, Metazoa, Chordata, Actinopteri, Mugiliformes, Mugilidae. Gene Ontology annotation, cellular component: actin cytoskeleton. The transcript has 16 exons. Gene Ontology annotation, molecular function: actin filament binding. Gene Ontology annotation, biological process: actin filament organization; positive regulation of substrate adhesion-dependent cell spreading. The coding region runs from base 194 to 2896 and encodes 900 amino acids. The record is from RefSeq and is a predicted model, not a curated record.